GUUCUAAAAAUGCAUUUGAAUUUUUAGAUGAAACUAUUGCAAGUGCUAGUGUUGGUGUUAGUACCAAUAAUAAUAAUGGCAGUGAUGAUGAAAAUAUUGUUGCAAGUAUUGACAUUAAUAGUAGCAACAGUAAUAGUAGUGGAGAUGAGGAAAGCUUAAAUAUUG
This is a messenger RNA of Entrophospora candida, 165 nucleotides long. Lineage: Eukaryota; Fungi; Glomeromycota; Glomeromycetes; Entrophosporales; Entrophosporaceae. The record is from the annotation of a GenBank genome assembly.